Messenger RNA from Odontomachus brunneus, 1726 nucleotides. RefSeq lists its product as uncharacterized. The record is from RefSeq and is a predicted model, not a curated record. The transcript is spliced from 5 exons. Bases 499 to 1353 code for a protein of 284 amino acids. NCBI's taxonomy places the organism in Eukaryota, Metazoa, Arthropoda, Insecta, Hymenoptera, Formicidae.
CCUGUAGCGGCUGCGGGAAAACGCGUCGGAACGUCGCGUUACGUGCACGACAGUUAUUAUCGUCAAGAUAAUCCCCGCACCUUUUUUAUCGUCGACACAGCGACCGCCGCGACACCGUAGCUUUCUGUUUGCAAUUUUACACGAGCGACUUUGUACAUGCGUGUGCGUGUGCGCGUCAGAGAGGCGCGGGUGUAUCGCCAGUGACGUAUUUUUCUCUGGUCUCUUUCUCUCUCGGUGUGGGCGUGCGCGGCUCCUUGGUCGCGCGAUUUCUUACGAGUGAGAUAACAGGAGCAAGAAGAAUAUAAAGGAAGGUGGAGACGGCGAAGAGAUGAUUCGAUUGGAAGUUGCAGCGUGAGAAGACGCGGCGGUCUUGUUGUGAUGGAUGCACGGGAAGAUGCGCGGAGGGUGGACCACCCACCGGACGGAGUCGAGAGCGAUUGACUGGAGAACGCGUCGAUCUCUCAUCGCGGCUCAAAUUGCGCGCGCUUCAGCUUCAGCAUGGAGCGGCGGGGCGGAGAGGCGCGGCCGAAGAUCGAGAUCGUGCGCGUCUCGUCCAUCGAGCGCAGCAACUUCCGGCCGUUGGACGGGGUGCAGCUGCGCGCGACCUACAGCCACGUGCGCGUGGGGACUUACUGCCCGGAACCGGAAGCCAGACUGGCCGAGAGCAAGCCGCCGAUCGAGCAGCAAGCACGACGCUUCAAGAAAAACUUGGGACCAGUAUCAAGACUGCUGAGACGUCGUCAUCAGGCGACAUGCCUUGCCACCAAAUCCUGUGAUAACAUUUAUAGCGUGAAUAGAAAUAGUAAUUCUCUGGAUUGGAGGGUCGGCCAGAGCGCCAACGAGCAAGGUUUGCAAGCCAGACAGAGCAGCAGCCUGGACUGGAGGGUAGGACGGUCCGUCACUUUCGGUUCCAACAGGCUUCAUUGGCGGGACGCGACGCGAAGCGCCGAGCAGCUUUCUCGGAGCGCGCCUCUCACUUCCGAUCAUCUCCAGACGCCGAGCACGAGAUCGAAACUUGUGUCGUUGCUGAGGCGACUUUCUCCACGCCUGUCCCGUCCCGGAAGCAAGGGCUCCCUGCAAUCGUCACCGACGAUUUGUCCCUGGGUCCAAGUCGAAUAUUCGACGGAAUCGAUCGAGGGCGGCAGGCGGGAGGAGUCGCAGGAGAGCGACGCCAGCUUCCAGCAGGAGCUGCAACUGAACGAGCUGCGGAAACGAAUGGCUGGGAUCGCCUCCACGUCCCAGGUCACCACGAAGGCGGUCAAGGAUGGCGCGGGACAACAGAGCUUUCCGCGACCCAGGAUUCAAGUGCAGGAACCCGAUUCCGAGUGCAAUCACCACGUUCACAGAGCGUAAGCCUCGCUUUUCUUUCUAUAUCUCUUUCUCCCGAGACCUUUCCUUGCACCAACCAGUUGCACGAGUUGCAAGAUCUUAGGACUGGCGGAGAAUAGCGAGAUUCUGAGUGAAAAGGUAUUUGAAGCGUCAGAAUUACAUGUUUUCUCAUCACGUGCACAUGUUUUUAAUUGAUCCAAUUUCUUGCUCUCUAAUACACGUAUCACUCACAUUCAAUGAUGACCGAAAAGGAAGUUUCUGCACUGAGAAAAAGAUACUUGAAAAUGUAUUUGUGGGAUACAAAGUUCAUUUAAUGAAAUGAACUUUAUAUCCCACAAAUAAAUUUUCAAAAAAUUUUUUUCAGCGUGGUAUACUGAGAAAAUAUAUCUAAAAAGUA